Molecule: messenger RNA, 1305 nt
Organism: Debaryomyces fabryi
Lineage: Eukaryota; Fungi; Ascomycota; Pichiomycetes; Serinales; Debaryomycetaceae
Gene: STE50
Product: Ste50p
Exons: 1
Coding region: 1-1305 (434 amino acids)
Biological process (GO): signal transduction
Molecular function (GO): protein binding
Source: RefSeq, a predicted model, not a curated record
AUGGCGUCACCAAAUACAAAUGAUUCGUUCUUACAAUGGGAUCCAGCCCAAGUUUGUAACUAUAUUAAUUCCCUUAACUUAGGAGAUCGACCAAAUCUUGGAGAUUGUUUCCUUGAUAAUAAUAUAGAGGGCUCGUUGCUUCCAUUCAUAACAACCGAGCAUCUCAAAGAAAUAGGUAUUACAAAGCUAAGUACAAGGUUGCAGAUAAAGAAAGCUACAUCAGAGCUAAUUGCCAAUCAUUGCCACAAACAUCCUCCAUCAUCGCUUGAUGAUCCAGAAUAUCGAUUUAAUAACCUCAAUAUUAACAAUAAUUGUAUUGGGCUCGAGUCGUUGACCUUAGCGACCGUGUUGAUGAAAGAUAUGUUGAUCAAGUUGAAUGAAACAUAUCGGGAGAAUAGAUCGUCGAUGCCAUCACCAGUGUCGCCGGGUACACAACUUGAUAUGAAGAGAUUGAACGAGAACUUUAAUAAAUUGAAAACUGAUAUGAUUCCAAUAAUCCGUCUUGUAAAAGAAUCGAAGCCACUUCCUACACCUACCUUAGAUCCUGGAUCAGCACCCAUAGAAUCUCCAAGUGCGUCAUCGUUUACUGAACAACUGGGUCCUUCAGUAAGUCAACAAUCACAGCAACCAGCAUUAGUACGGAGUGAUAGUGUGAACACUACAGUAACAAAGAGAAAUUCAGGUCUGACAAGCCCCAACCAUCCCAAUUUCAAUAGGUUUUCUUCAGGCUCCUUGUUGUCGAUGGGAACCGGAAAAGUGGUACAGCAUUCUGUGGCUAAACCUGUUAUGCAAGAUCGUAGUCAGCCCGAUUUCACCUUGCUGAGAGCCAAUUCGUCAUUCAGUAACAGAAACAAGCCAAAAAUAGUUGAAAGCAGGUCCACGAGUUCUGUUAAUACAGCAACCACUGCAAAGCCACCACCUUUAAAGCAGCAUUCAUCGUCGCUGGGGUCAGUAAAUACCACUUCAACAGCUAAUGCAUCGGUCUCAGCCAGUAAUGAGCCCUUAAAACAAUUGCGGGCAUCAUCAGAAGACUCGUGUUUAAAAAUUUUACAACAAGCAAUGAAGCGUCACCAUAUUCCGCGUGACGACUGGCUGAAGUAUGUGCUAGUUAUCUGUUAUGGUGACAAAGAAAGAAUACUCAAAUUGGCAGAAAAGCCGGUUAUCAUAUUCAAAGAACUCCAAGAACUAGGAAAACACCCGGCAAUCAUGCUUAGACAGCUAGCGGCGACUGCUGCGGACGACAACGACAGCGAAUUGUACGAAGAUUCCCGUAUCGGUGACGAUGUCCCUGGUGGCACGUUGUGA